This is a messenger RNA of Acanthochromis polyacanthus (spiny chromis), 1164 nucleotides long. RefSeq names its product lecithin retinol acyltransferase-like. The coding region runs from base 253 to 963 and encodes 236 amino acids. Lineage: Eukaryota; Metazoa; Chordata; Actinopteri; Pomacentridae. Gene Ontology annotation, biological process: retinol metabolic process. The record is from RefSeq and is a predicted model, not a curated record. The transcript is spliced from 2 exons. Gene Ontology annotation, molecular function: phosphatidylcholine-retinol O-acyltransferase activity.
CUUAUUCUGGAGCUGAACACAGAGCUGAGGCUGCAGUUCUCACAUCUCUGAACCUUUUGCAGGACUUUUGCUGCUGGAGUGGAGCUCUGAUGUUCACCUCUGGGUUCACUAAAGGUCACUGAGGUUUGGUUCUUCUGCUCUGGUUUCUCCUCUGACUCCCCCCUCUGCCGUCAUGUGACCUCCUCCUCCCUAAACCUCCAGCAGGAGUUAAACUCCGCUCCCUCUCCGGGGAGCAUCAGUCCCGGAGCAGCCAUGCUGGACACUCUCACCUUCCUGCUGGAGAAGCUCUUCCUCCACAUCAAGCUCUCCAGCCUGCUGCCGCCGCUGCGCCGGGAGCAGCCGCUCAGCAGGCGCUGUGAGCGGGAUGAGUCCGCCCCGCAGCCCGCCGGAGCCCCGCAGCGGUUCCAGCGGGGAGACCUGCUGGAGGUGCCCCGCACCCUCUUCACCCACUUCGGCAUCUACCUGGGCGACAACCGGGUGGCGCACCUCAUCCCGGACAUCCUGCCGGCGCUGACGGCCGACAGCCGCCAGAUCCAGGAGAUGGUGACCAACACGCGGCUGCUGCUCGGCGUCCUCUCCAAGCGCGCCAGCAUCCGCGUGGACUCUGUGGAGGACUUCGCGUACGGAGCCGGGAUCCUGCUGAACGCCAUGGACCGGGCGGUGCCCCGCGGCCCGCUGCCCGCAGAGGAGGUGGCCCGGCGGGCGGAGCGGCUGGUGGGCUCCGUGUCCUACAGCCUGCUGUGGAACAACUGCGAGCACUUCGUCACCUACUGCCGCUACGGAGCCGCGCAGAGCCGCCAGACCGACAAGUUCUGCGAGUGGCUCAAGUCUCUGAUCCGGGACCAGAGGAACGUGGUCCUGGCAGUGCUGCUCGGCCUGCUGUCCGUCAUGUGUUUGGGGUUCUCGUCCGGCACCGUCCUCCCCGCCAUCCUGGUCCCGUUCACCCUGUGGAUGGCCAGCUAAGGAAUGCUAACGCUAGCUCUGGGUGGUUAGCAUUAGCAGCGUUAGCAUCCAGGAAACACACCGAGGCUCCGGUUGUCCUGUAAAUAUGUGUAGAUAAACGGUUUCCUAACAGUCCAGACUUUUGUACAGAAUCUAUUUUUACAGCCUCUAACUCUUUCUGCUGUUUUUGUCGUGUGAAUAAAGAAAACGGAAGCAGAUCAA